This is a messenger RNA of Danio rerio (zebrafish), 1431 nucleotides long. It is a transcript of the gene znf706, whose product is annotated as zinc finger protein 706. Lineage: Eukaryota; Metazoa; Chordata; Actinopteri; Cypriniformes; Danionidae. The record is from RefSeq and is marked validated. Gene Ontology annotation, cellular component: nucleus; cytoplasm. Gene Ontology annotation, biological process: regulation of DNA-templated transcription.
CUCAUCUGUUCGCCAGGUAUGACCAUAAUAUUUAGGUGAUAAUAUAAAAUAACAGAUAGUCGUGCGAUAAUAACACAUAUCAAAGUGGUUUAAGUGUAAAUUCGCGCGUCUAAGGACCUGCUGGUUUUGUUAGUGUUUAGCAUGCUAACGUUAGCUGGCUAACCAUAUGGUCUUAACUAACGUUAAUCUCAGUAUCUUCGCGCACUACCCUACAGGAACUCUUUAUGUAUCCGAUGAUUUAUAUCAGACAUGGUUUAUAAGCCUCUGUGCGUUGUUUUAAAUUCUAAAUUAUCGAAGUAUAUCGAUGUGUAGUUUGCAAUAGUGCUAACAGAGAAGCUAAUGGGCUAUCCAGCAUUGACAGCUAAGUUAGCCCAAAAAAGCUAAUAUUGAAAGUUUGUCAUCAAUCCAACAGAAUGGCUCGUGGACAUCAAAAAAUCCAGUCUCAGCAGAAAAACGCCAAGAAGCAGGCGGAGAUCAAGAAAUCCAAAGGCCACGACCAGAAGACCGCAGCGAAAGCGGCACUGGUGUUCACAUGUGCUGUCUGCAGGUCACAAAUGCCAGAUCCCAAGACCUUCAAGCAGCAUUUUGAGAGCAAGCACCCCAAGAGUCCUCUUCCCCCAGAGCUGGAGGGUGUGGAGGCAUGAGCGGCCCACACACACACACACACACCGGACUGGAGGCUGAGUGUAUAAAACACCACAUCGUAAGAGUCCUGAUCUCAGAUUUUAUUCAGCAGGACACGAUCGGCUCUUACCCGAGUUUUAUACAUGCAUCCUCCUCUUCGCCGCAGACAUGAAUCCCGUGGAUCAAAGACUGAUGACGUUUGGCUUCCCUCUCAACACUGUUUCAGAGCACUUGCCUUGGCUACGAUCAGAUCAGUGUAUUACCUCAACCUGCACUCACACGCUUUUCUUUUCUCAUCUCGCUGGUGUAAUUUAACAGAUGAAGAUGUUAGAGGAACACUACCAGUCAGUUGAUCAUCGAUAAUAUAAAUGUGGUAGUCUCAGACAUAUUUGUCUGCUUCUUUUGCUUGUUAGAAAAAGUCAUAGGUGAGUGCAAAUGGAUAUGGGAACGAUUUCCCUCUACUUGACGUUUAGCCUGGGCUGGGAAUUUCUCUCUCUUUUUAUUUUUUACUUUAAUUUUCUUUUUAACUAACUUUGAUUUACACCAAAAGAGAAAUCUCAAUUAGUCUAAUACAAACUUGGUUUUCUGUCCACUGUAGACUGGAAUCUAAUGCGUAUUCUGUAAAAUCACUGGAUGUGCCCGAGGUCACUGUAUUCUUAAUUUAAUGUUGCUGCAGAUCUUUUUAUUUCUCUUUGGAAUUGUCUCAAACAACGUCGCCUCAAUGUUUGAUAUUCCUGCUCAAGCCACCUGGUUUCCACACCAAUGUAAUAUAUCUCUUUAAUAAAGUUUAACUUUGUUUAAAAAAAA